Molecule: messenger RNA, 537 nt
Organism: Mesocricetus auratus (golden hamster)
Lineage: Eukaryota; Metazoa; Chordata; Mammalia; Rodentia; Cricetidae
Product: interferon alpha-9-like
Exons: 1
Coding region: 1-537 (178 amino acids)
Biological process (GO): adaptive immune response; natural killer cell activation involved in immune response; response to exogenous dsRNA
Cellular component (GO): extracellular region
Molecular function (GO): type I interferon receptor binding; cytokine activity
Source: RefSeq, a predicted model, not a curated record
AUGGCUAGACCCUGUGCUUUUCUGAUGGCCCUGGUGGUGAUGAGCUAUUGGUCGACCUGCUGUCUGGGAUGUGACCUGCCUCAGGCUCCUAACCUCAGGAACAAUACAGUCUUGACACUCCUGAAAGAAAUGAGACUUUCCCCUCUCUCCUGCCUGAAGGACAGAAAGUACUUUGCAUUUCCUCUAGAGGAGGAGAUUCAGGAGCCUCAAGCCAUCUUUGUCCUACAGGAGCUGAUUCAUCAAGUACUGAACCUCUUCAGCUCAAAGGACUCAUCUGCUCCUUGGGAGACAAACCUCCUAGAAACACUCUGUGAUAGACUCCACCAGCAGUUCAAUAACCUGAAAGACUGUCUGAUCCAUCAGGUGUGGAUGAAAGACUGGGAGUUGCCUGUGAAGAAUUACUUCCACAGGAUCACUGCCUACCUGAGAGAGAAGAAAUACAGCCGCUGUGCCUGGGAGGUGGUCAGAGCAGAAGUCUGGAAAGCCCUGGAUUCCUCAACAAAGUUGCUAGAAAGAUUGAUUGAGGAGAAGGAGUAA